CUGAGACAGAACCUGCAGUACCCUUGGCCGAUUGUUGACUUCUUUUAAUGACAUUUACAGCUCAUUCAGAUUUUCAGUCUCUGCGAUCAACUUGAUUUUAAAGUUUUCUUGGUCCUGUGAAGCUGUUAGAAACCUCUGUAACAGAAAAUGCUCCCAGCAACCUUCAAACUGUGUGCCGGCAUCUCCUACCGGCAUAUGAGAAACAUGGCAGGCUUGAGAAAGAAUGCUAUCGUAGCCAUUUACCAUGAGCUGAGCAAAAUGGAAAGUCCUGGCCCCAGUAACUGGGUCAACCAAGUCCGCCGAAACUCCUUGCUCAGUUCUCGGAUUAAAGAGGAGCUGGGGUACAGCAAGGAAGAAAUGUCUUAUGUGAAGCAAGGUGAGAAUGCACUGCAGAAGGCCAUCAGCAUCCUCAGCGAGCAGGACAGCUGGAUCGUUGAAACAAUAGCUGCAAACGGAGACAAAGUCCUGAGUAAGGUGUUGCCUGACAUUGGGAAGGUGUUCAAGCUGGAAGUGAUGUUGGAUCAACAUCCUGACAAUAUUUACAAAGAGCUGGUGGGAAAUAUGGAGCAAAUGGGGGAGUGGAAUCCUAAUGUCAAACAGGUCAAGAUCCUUCAAAAGAUCGGCCAGGACACAAUGGUAACCCACGAGGUUUCCACAGAGACACCCGGCAAUGUAGUGGGACCAAGAGACUUUGUAAGCGUCCGCUGCAACAAACGCCGUGGCUCCACCUGCUUCCUUGCUGGAAUGUCCACUAAGCACCCAAAAAUGCCUGAGCAGAAGGGUGUAGUCAGAGGGGAGAAUGGUCCCACCUGUAUUGUUAUCAAGCCCUGUGCUGAGGAUCCCAGUAAGACCAAUUUCACCUGGCUACUAAGUAUAGAUCUAAAGGGCUGGAUCCCAAAGACAAUCAUAAACAAAGUGCUCUCUCAGACGCAGGUGGACUUUGCCAACCACCUCAGGCAACGCUUGGCUAAUGACGUUUGUAUGGACAUGGCUCCUGCCUGCUGACACAAGAUGCUCGAGCUUUGCACAGCAUGCUCCACUGUGCAGGCCAACCCCUGCUCAUAAAAAGCACAAAACAAAUAAACAAAAAACAUGAUUCUGUUAACUGCUGAAAAAAUGAAAAUCAGAGAGAUCAGAUGAAGAUUAUGUUAGGAAAAUCUGAGCACAAAUGUUUAAAUUGGGAAAUGUGUUUCUUUCUUGUCCCCAUUAAUAAAAAAUGUACUAUGGUAUAUUGUAGCUUUUAUACCAUUCUUAGACAUUGUGUUUCUUGAUAGGUUAUGACACAUUCGUUACUCUGCUCCAUCUUUGCAGACACACUGAGCCAAUGUGAGGAGUAAAACAUGUAACAAAUAGCCAGUGGUCCUACCUGUACAGGUUAUGAAGCCCUGUGCUGAAGAUCCCAGUAAGACCAAUUUCUGUCAGUGUUUCUUUGUGGUAACUCCCCUGUUAUUGUCACCCAGUCUGCUGUGAAAUUUCACUUUUAUUUCAAUGUGUUGUUUAUUAAUAUUGCACAGAUGGAUCAUAUUACAGUGGCUGCCAAGUGACUAAAUAAUUGGAAUGUCAUUGUUAUUUUAUGCUUUAUUGUGCUAUUGGAGAUACAAAGAGCAAUUUGGAA
Messenger RNA from Monopterus albus (swamp eel), 1615 nucleotides. RefSeq names its product steroidogenic acute regulatory protein (gene star). Gene Ontology annotation, molecular function: cholesterol transfer activity; cholesterol binding. The coding region runs from base 148 to 1005 and encodes 285 amino acids. Gene Ontology annotation, biological process: intracellular cholesterol transport; steroid biosynthetic process; regulation of steroid biosynthetic process. Lineage: Eukaryota; Metazoa; Chordata; Actinopteri; Synbranchiformes; Synbranchidae. The record is from RefSeq and is a predicted model, not a curated record. Gene Ontology annotation, cellular component: mitochondrion. The transcript is spliced from 7 exons.